Messenger RNA from Colletotrichum siamense, 2115 nucleotides. It is a transcript of the gene sua7, whose product is annotated as Transcription initiation factor IIB. Gene Ontology annotation, biological process: transcription preinitiation complex assembly; transcription initiation at RNA polymerase II promoter. The record is from RefSeq and is a predicted model, not a curated record. Gene Ontology annotation, molecular function: TBP-class protein binding; RNA polymerase II general transcription initiation factor activity. Gene Ontology annotation, cellular component: transcription preinitiation complex; nucleus. The transcript has 2 exons. NCBI's taxonomy places the organism in Eukaryota, Fungi, Ascomycota, Sordariomycetes, Glomerellales, Glomerellaceae. The coding region runs from base 1 to 2115 and encodes 704 amino acids.
AUGGCACCUGCCAUCGCCAACGCAGUCAGAGUCAGACAAGCACAAGCGACAGCAGCAUCAUCACAAGACACAUCACCGGGAGACCACAGCAUACCAAGCAGCAACGGUCUCGGCCCCAGCACCAGCACGCCGGGGAGCACCACCGCCGAAGACACGACAACAACCAACACCACCACCGUCCUCAUCGUCGUCAUCAUCCUCUGCGGCUCCGCAAUCAUGUCGGCCGCCCUCUUCUACAUCUUUGACCGCAAAAAGAACCGCCAGUUCCGCGAGGCGUGCAAGCGGGACCCGUACCUCACCCGCAAGGAGUUCACGCGGCGGCGCAAGCUGAGCGCCCUCGAGCGCCUCGAGGAGGAGGAGCUGCAGCGCAGCAUCAUGAUCCGCAAGUCGCUCGCCAGCAAGACGCCCUCGCGGUCCACCAGCCGCGGCUCCUCCAGCGAGGAGGACGAGGAGACGUUCGACCUGGGCACGCUGCGGCGGCAUGCGGCGCUGGCGAGGAUGCCGGAGCCGCCGUGCGAGCACCGCGAUAUCCUCCAGCAACAGCAGCAGUAUCACAACCAGCAUGACCAGGCGAUGAUGGGAAGCGAGUGGGCACCCAGCGAGGCGCGGCGGGCGCGGUCCGACUCGGAGUCAUCGUCCUCGUGCGUGUCCUCGGCGGACAGCAGCAGGCGGCAGAGAGCGUACGCGGAGCCACAUCCGGGCGUGGAGGUGGAGAUCCCGUUGCCCCCGCGAUCGAGGACGCCGUCGCCGACGCGGGCGCUGAUCAGGAAACCGGUGCCCCCACCUGCUACGCCGGUGGUGGUUUACAUGCCCACCGGCAGUGGCACAAUCGCGACCGUCUCAACCAGCACCGCGACUGCUUUAAACACCGCCAAGCUGCAUUCGCCGCUCUUUGUCCAACUCACCAACGACCUCCUCUGGACUCAGGCACACACCGUCAAAGAACCAUCAGGCAACCACAAGGCGGUCGUCAACAAGCGGCAAGAACUCCGGCGUAGAAGAAAGGAGCUCAGGCGUCGCCGCAAGGUUUUUGACGAAAACAACAACAUCUAUACACCCAAGAAGUACAAGCCCAAGAUGCUUCCCAGCGACAAUGAAAAUGCCGAAGGGUUUCGGGACGAUCUCAAUAUGGUUGUGAUGUGUCCCGACUGCAAGGAGUACCCGCCCAACCUGGUCGAGGAGUUCUCUUCCGGAGACAUGGUCUGCGGCUCCUGCGGACUUGUUGUCGGCGAGCGCAUCAUCGACACCCGAUCCGAGUGGCGUACGUUCGCCAAUGACGACCAGGGCAACGACGAUCCGUCCCGUGUCGGUGACGCAGUCAACCCUCUCCUCAAUGGCUCUCAGCUCGAGACCACCAUCGCCUUUGGUGACGGCAGGGAUUCCAAGCAGCUUGCUCGUCUGCAGAACAAGUCCCAGAACGACAAGGCUAGCAAGUCGCUCAUGCAGGCAUACAAGGAGAUUGGCGCCUUCUGCGACAGUAUCAACCUGGGCAAGAACGUCUCUGACGCCGCCAAGCACAUCUUCAAGCUCACCUACGACCACAACUUCAUGAAAGGCAAGCCACAAGAAGCUGUCAUUGCAGGCUGCAUCUUCAUCGCUUGCCGUCAAACCGGAGUCGGUCGUACCUUCCGUGAGAUCUUCCAGGUCACACACGUAUCCAAGAAGGAGAUUGGAAGGGUGUUCAAGCAGCUCGAGUCGUUCCUCCAGAAGAUCAAGGAGGAGAACCCCCGCGGUGCUGGCUCCCUGUCGAACUUGGAUGGUUACAAGGCUAGUGCCUCCACCAGCGCCGAGGACCUCUGCACGCGUUUCUGCUCCAACCUCAACUUCCGCAACGCCCAAAAGAUUGAGAACGUCUCUCGGGCGCUUGCACGUAAGACUUCGAGCGUUUCUGAGCUUGCUGGACGUUCCCCGCUGUCUGUCGCGGCCGCGUGUAUUUACAUGGCGGCUCACCUGAUGGCGGAGCCCAAGACUUCAAAGGCCAUCGCUGGCGUGGCCGGCGUCAGCGACGGAACCAUCAAGACUGCCUACAGAUUUCUUUACAAUGCUAAAGGUAAACUCGUUGAGAAGGAAUGGGGCUAUGAUAAGAAGGCUUUCGACACCCUUCCCUCAAACUAG